UCGUCGAUUGUUGUUUCGGUUUUUCUCCUCGUCGUUGAGGACUGUCGGCAGUUCUUCAGGGUUUCAGGAUGGCUUUCAGGAUAUUGAGAGCCUGUGGCGCUCUUGCUGGGCCCAGGGUGUCCCUCAACAUCCCCAAAACUGGAUUGCAGAGGGGUCUUCCAGGGAGUCAGUGCGCCCUGGAGACGAUCAAUGAGGCGUCUCCAGUGAAGAGUUUCGUUCGGAAUGUGUCGUUCUUCAAUGAGUACCCUGCUGACCAUCUCUGGAAGUCAGCAACCCACGUGAGCAAUGCAGGAAGAAAGAGAGGUCGUGCAAAAUCCAGGAGAAUCAUAAAAAACCUGAAUAAAGGACAGGUCAUUGGAGUUGGCAAGAAGAAUAUGCUGUGGCCGGGGCUGAACGCCCCAGUCAUGAGGGGGAGGGAGCUGGUGAAUCAGCAGAAGCUGCCGGACAACCCCGAGUACGAGAAGAAGAUCUUCGCUGCCAGGGAUGCCAUAAUCAAGAAGAGGAGGGUCAAACUUUCUCCACUGGAGAGAGGGUGGAGUGGUGCUAAGCCUGGGGGAAGGAGUAUUGGGCCUCCUGAUCCUAUUGGAGAAGAGAAUUUCGAAGGUUUUGACACCCGAAUCCUCGAGUACAAAUUGGUAUCCGUUAUGACUGGAAACAUGGGGCGAAAGCGAAGAGUCAGUGCAAUGGUGAUAACAGGAAAUGGCAAUGGUCUUGCUGGUUUCGCCAUGGGGAAAGCCCCGGAGGGUCGACCGGCAUUGAAAAUGGCGAAGAAUCGAGCUGCCAUGAAGCUCAUUUACAUCAACAGGCACAAUGAGCACACUGUGUUCCACGACUUCUUCUGUCAAUUCGGGAAGACCAAGAUUUUUGUCUCGAAGAAGGCGGAGGGGUACGGGUUGCGCUGCCACAGGGCUAUCAAGACCUGUUGCGAAAUGAUUGGGAUUAAGGAUCUUUAUGCCAAGGUCGAGGGAUCUCUUCGGCUGCAGCAUAUUAUCAAGGCGUUUUUCGUUGGAUUGCUGCAACAGAAAACACAUGAACAAUUAGCUGAAGAGAAACAACUUCACGUCGUGGAACUCAGGGAGGAAAAUGGCAAUUUUCCGGUGGUCGUAGCCUCUCCCGCGAUCGUAAGAAAACCCGAAGAAAUUUCCUCCACAGAAGUCAUGGACUUUAGUCAAUACGUGAUGGGUGGCAAGGUGGUCUACAGAAAAAAGAAAUACCCGCCGUUCUACACUCGUCUGCCAUCGUGGACCAUUCGCCUGCGUAAGACCGCGUAUCUGAGGAAUAAAGAGGACGUGAGGAUUCGGCUUUACGCUGAACACGGGGAACUCAGGAGUUUCAUGACUGAUAAAUACCCUGAGGCCAAGCCCACGCUGUGGAGUGAAGUCAGGAAGCAAAGGGCAAUGGCAGCGCAAUCAGAGGAAUAAAUCGAUAUCAUAAUUAUGUAUAUAAUGGAUGUUAUGAAUAAACAGAAAGUUCUGAGUA
Messenger RNA from Diachasma alloeum, 1479 nucleotides. RefSeq names its product 28S ribosomal protein S5, mitochondrial (gene mRpS5). NCBI's taxonomy places the organism in Eukaryota, Metazoa, Arthropoda, Insecta, Hymenoptera, Braconidae. Gene Ontology annotation, molecular function: structural constituent of ribosome; RNA binding. The transcript is spliced from 5 exons. Bases 69 to 1421 code for a protein of 450 amino acids. Gene Ontology annotation, cellular component: ribosome. Gene Ontology annotation, biological process: translation. The record is from RefSeq and is a predicted model, not a curated record.